AGAACUGAGCUGGAUCUGACUCCAGAGCCUUCUUGUGGGGAGAAAGAUGUCAGAUGAAGAUGACUUGGACGAGUUUGAGCCAGACCAGGAAGAGCUGGAAAAAGAAGAUGAUGAAAAGGAGACAGAGGAGUGGGAAGACCACAGAAAAGAAGGGGAAGAGUUCGCUGAGGAAUGGAUGCCCAGCCCCCUAACGGAGGAUAUGAUGAAGGAAGGGCUUUCUUUGCUCUGUAAAACAGGCAAUGGAUUGGCUCAUGCUUAUGUUAAGCUGGAGGUUAAAGACAGGGAGCUGACAGACAUCAGCUUGCUGCGCUCCUACAUCCAUCUGCGCUAUGUGGAUAUUUCUGAGAACCACCUGACAGACCUAUCACCGCUCAACUGUCUCACCCAUCUGCUGUGGCUCAAGGCUGAUGGCAAUCUGCUUCGGAGUGCCCGGCUGAACCAGCUGCCCUACCUGCAGAUUGCCAGUUUUGCCUACAACCAAAUCGUUGAUACUGAAGGCAUCUCUCAUCCUCGGCUAGGGAGCUUGGAUCUCAAAGGGAAUCGCAUCCACAUGGUGACCAGUCUGGACCCACAAAAGCUGAGCAACCUGCACACCCUUGAGCUUCGGGGGAACCAGCUAGAAAGCACCCUGGGAAUCAAUCUUCCUAAGUUGAAGAACCUCUUCCUGGCCCAGAACAUGCUGAAGAGGGUGGAGGGUUUGGAGAACCUGAGCAAUCUCACCACCUUGCAUCUUCGGGACAACCAGAUUGAAACUCUGAAUGGCUUCUCCAAGGAAAUGAAAUCACUACAGUAUCUCAACUUGAGGGGCAAUAUGGUGAGCGACCUGGCAGAGCUGGCCAAGCUUCGGGACCUGCCCAAGCUACGAGCCUUGGUACUAUUGGACAACCCAUGCGCAGAUGAGUCGGAAUACCGCCAGGAGGCCCUGGUGCAGAUGUCACAGCUUGAGCGCCUGGACAAAGACUUCUAUGAGGAGGAAGAGCGGGCAGAGGCUGAUGAGAUCCGCCAGAGGUUGAAGGAGGAACAGGAACAGGAGCAUGAAGCUGAGCAGGAGCAUGAUCUGGAGCUGGAUCAGUCACUGAUCUAGCAGACUUCUUCCAGCCUCCAAGGAAAG
Castor canadensis (American beaver) is the source of this 1111-nucleotide messenger RNA. It is a transcript of the gene Lrrc23, whose product is annotated as leucine rich repeat containing 23. Lineage: Eukaryota; Metazoa; Chordata; Mammalia; Rodentia; Castoridae. The record is from RefSeq and is a predicted model, not a curated record. Gene Ontology annotation, molecular function: protein binding.